ACUCUUUAACAUGAUGCUAGCAUGAUGCUAUGAGUUUCAAAAGUGCAUCUUGUAAAAGGGAUAGUUCACCUAAUAAUAAAAAUGAUGUUUUUCUCAUCAUUAUGUUUUUUUUAAUCUGUAUGAAUUUCUUUUUUUUCUGAUGAACACAAAAUAAGAUGAUAAAUGAUGGUAAGCACACAGCUGAUUGUAACCAACCCUUACGAAAAUUAACCAUGGUUUUAUUGUAGUAAAAUGUGUAGUAAUGUUGUCAGAGCCAUAGUUAUUUUGUGUUUACCAUGGUUUUACUACAUUAACAGUUUUUUUAACUGUAGUAAAAUCAUGGUUAAUUUUCGUAAAGGAUUGAUUUUCAUAAUAGGAUAAACAAAUCAAUUGGAAUGUAAUGGGUACCGUCAACCUUUUGCUUACAAUCAUUUAUCAAAAUAUCUUUUGAGUAAAAGUGAUGACAGAUUUUUUUUUUACACAAGUAAACAGUAGGUGGCGCCAGUUUUAAGACGCACCAGAGAAGAACACGAAGAAGAAGAGUAGUAGUCAUUCAAAACAAAGAUGGCGGCGCCCGUAGCAGAAACAGCGAAGAGUGCACACGUGGAGAAAAAGAAUAAGAAAAAGCCUGUGAAACGUUAUUGGGAGAUUACAGAAGACACAGGACAGAAAAGGCAGGACCAGGAAAAUCCAGAUCAGACCACAUCAACAAAUAACACAGGACCAUUGAAAAAAAAGAAGGCUGGAGAGAGCCAAUCAUGGAAAGAUGACCCUUUCCCUGGUGAGACCCCUAUACCACAGAAACAGCUCCAGAAGUUUCAGAGAGGAGCUGAACAUAAAGUGCCUGCAGGGGCUCAUAGGAAACUGAAGGAGGCCAUUGUGUGGUCUAAGACGGUGUCUGAACUCGCACAGAAACAAGCUGCACGAUACGAUCUCUUACUACCAGAAGAUGCUGGUUUCUUGGAAGGAGAUGAUGAUGAAGACACGUGCAGGAUCUCUCAAGAGGACAUUGCAGAUGCAGUCGACAUCACGUCUGGAUCAAAGUACUUCAACUUACAUCUUACCCAGUUUGGACCAUAUAGGAUUGACUACAGCAGAACUGGACGGCAUCUGCUGUUGGGUGGAAAGAGAGGUCAUGUGGCCUGUAUUGACUGGCAAACGAAAAACCUCACAUGUGAAAUGAGUGUCAUGGAAACAGUGAACGAUGUGAAGUGGCUUCACACGGAGGCCAUGUUUGCUGUAGCACAGAAGAAGUGGCUUUACAUCUAUGACUCGAAAGGCACAGAGCUCCACUGUGUGAAGAAAUUCAAUGACGUCUUGAAAAUGCAGUAUCUGCCCUAUCACUUUCUCCUUGCUACAGCGAGUGCCACAGGCUUUCUGCAAUACCUGGAUGUGUCGGUGGGUAAAGAGAUCGCAGCCAUCUGUACGAAAAUGGGGCGGUUAGACGUGAUGUCACAGAAUCCCCAUAAUGCUGUCAUUCAUCUGGGCCACCCAAACGGUACCGUCAGUCUGUGGUCGCCCAAUCAGAAAGAGCCACUUAUAAAGAUGUUAUGUCAUAGGGGUGCCGUUCGUUCCUUAACAGUGGACAAAACUGGCACGUACAUGGUGACAUCAGGUCUGGACAGAAAGCUCAAGGUGUAUGACAUACGAGCUUUUAAACCUCUUCAUUCAUACUUUCUGCCUGCUGGAGCCUCUUGCCUGUCUUUAAGUCAGAAAGGACUGCUUAGUGCUGCUACUGGAGAUGUUGUACAGGUUUAUAAAAAUGUUUGGGGAGGUGACCCUGUAUCCAAACCCUACAUGGCUCACCGUGUGCGAGGGCAGGUUUGGGGUGUUGCUUACUGCCCUUUUGAGGACGUUCUAGGAAUUGGACAUGGACAGGGCUUCACCAGCAUGAUUAUACCAGGUGCGGGAGAACCAAACUUUGACGCUCUUGAUACAAACCCGUACCGCAGUGCUAAACAGCGACAGGAAUGGGAGGUCAAGGCUCUGCUGGAGAAGGUGCAGCCGGAGCUGAUCAGUUUGGACCCUACGCAGCUGAGUAAAGUGGACCAGGGCAGCUUUGAGGAGAGACACAAGGAAAGAGUUGAGGUUUUGGGUUAUGAUCCAUUGGCAAAAGAAAAAUUUAAGCCAAGGACAAAGAAGAAGGGAAGAAGCUCUGCUGGUGCGAUAGAGAAACGAAAGAGGAAAGUGGCCCACGAGGAUCAGAGGGAUGUAAUUCGACAAACAGUAGAAGAGCGAAUGGAGAAGGAAAAACAGCAGAAGGAGAAAUCCAGUGAAAGCAAAGAGUUGGGCAAGAAGUCGGCACUCGACCGUUUUAGAAAACAGGGCAAAUAACACUCAGUGCACAAAGACACCUACUGUUGUGAUUUCGUCAAUUUUAUUGCUCUCUCAGUGUCUAUGCUUUGUUUGUUUAAUAAAAAAUAUACAGAAUCUAUAAGAAUUAUACAUGUGUAUCUUUAAAGACUUAAUGAAGUGGUUUAUGAACACAUUGUAUUCUGUUCUGUAUAUGUACAAUUGUGGAAAAUAUUGGCACUCUUGGUAAAUAUGAGCUAAGAAAGCUGUGAUAAUAAAUCCCUAUAUUUGGGUUUAAUUUUUAAAAAUGAUAAAAAUACAAUAUUUGAUUGAAGUAAAGCUAUUGAAUGUAGAGGGGGAAAUUAUGCAUUAUGAAAUAAUUGUUUUUCUCUUUUACACAUUGGACACAAUUAUUGGCACUACUAAAUAUUUUUAUAUAUUGAUAUUCACAUUUUCUUAGCACACCAUGUUGACUAGAAACAUGAUGUUGUCCAGUCAUGGCUUCACAAUGGGUAAACCCAAAGACUUUAGUUCUGAUGUUCAGCAAAAGAUUAAGCUACACAAAAUUGAAAGUGGCUUUAACCUCCUAAGACCUGGAUGUCCCAUUUCUGGACAUCAUUUUUUUUUUUAUGUUUGCACCAUAAUAUUUAAUUCUGUGUAACUGGAACCUGUUGUACACAAACAUGGACAAAUACACUGCUUUAUGUUCUUAGAAUAUUUGGUUAUUAUAUUUAUUGAUUCUUAUUAACUUCAAAAUAGCUGGAAGAAAUCUGAAAAAAGACAAACCAAAUCCCGGGUCUUAGGAGGUUAAGGAAAUAAUUAAACAAUAAAAACAUCUAUUUCCACAAUCAGGGAAAUAAUGAAGACAUAUAAAUCGACUGGAGAUGUUGCAAAUCUGUCUGAAAGAGGAAGUGUGUCUAUAUAUUGUCUUAAUGCCACCAUCGCCACAUGUUGUUUGAAAUACAGUUUAAGAAAUCCUCUUCUCUCAUGCAAAAACAAACUCCAGUAUAUUAAUUUGCCGAACUGGACAGGACUGGGUUCUGUGGCCAUAUGAAACAUAAAAUAUUUUUUUUGGCAGCAGGAACACAAGAUGACUUUAGUGCACACAGGGAUUCAAAGGUGCUGCAAAUUAGACUCAAAUAAUUAACAAAUAUACACACUUAUUUAACUUGAUGCACGUUACAAAUGUAUUUUAUGUAUUUUACAAUCCACGAGAAAAUGUCUUGAGAUUUGAAUAUGUGAAAUUCAGAAUUUAAAUGAAUGUGUAUCAUAUUAAAAAAAAGUGUGGACAGUG
Molecule: messenger RNA, 3565 nt
Organism: Paramisgurnus dabryanus
Lineage: Eukaryota; Metazoa; Chordata; Actinopteri; Cypriniformes; Cobitidae
Gene: wdr46
Product: WD repeat domain 46
Biological process (GO): maturation of SSU-rRNA from tricistronic rRNA transcript (SSU-rRNA, 5.8S rRNA, LSU-rRNA)
Cellular component (GO): nucleolus; 90S preribosome; small-subunit processome
Molecular function (GO): protein binding
Source: RefSeq, a predicted model, not a curated record